Suillus bovinus is the source of this 1383-nucleotide messenger RNA. RefSeq lists its product as uncharacterized. Lineage: Eukaryota; Fungi; Basidiomycota; Agaricomycetes; Boletales; Suillaceae. The record is from RefSeq and is a predicted model, not a curated record. Gene Ontology annotation, biological process: cellular response to pH. Gene Ontology annotation, cellular component: plasma membrane. The transcript is spliced from 5 exons. The coding region runs from base 1 to 1383 and encodes 460 amino acids.
AUGAGUACCUAUCUUUAUGAGCUCCCAACUACCGGCGCCAUCUCCUUUGGAGACUUUUGUAUUGACACCACGGCGUCCAAUGCAUAUGCAAGUCACAUCGCUGAAGCUACCCAGGCCCGAGCGAACCUGCGCGGUGUUCUGAAAGUGUCCAAACGCACUGACACAGACGACAAGGAUUAUCUACGCUUGAUCAAGGUUCUCGAUGACUACCUCCCAUAUUUGCAUGGCAUCAUGACCUGUGUCAUAUCAGGGGACAUUCAACUGAAAUCCGAACCCCAAUUCAGCUGGCGCACGACACUAUCUGCGCAUCUAUUUCACAAGUCCCCAAGAAUCGCUCUUACAUCGCUGCACGCGGACCUUGCAUUCUCACUCCUCACUUAUGCCUUUGCGCUGUCGAAUUUUGCGCGUGUGACGGUUGCAAGUCUUGGUUCUUAUGAGCAUGAUCGAGCGAUUUCAGAAAUCGAGAGAAAAGCGAAGGAUGAGAAGCUCAAUUUUGCAGUAACAAUGCUAUGCAGAGCAAGCGGGAUCUUUACCUACGUGAGCGAGAAGGUGUUGUCGGAUUGGGACAAGGCUGGGGAGGGUGCGUCGGGUAGGCCUCCCGAUCUGAGGAAGGAGGUUAAUGCUGCCCUCGCAAAGAUGGCACUCGCUGACGCGCAAACUCUGGCAAUUCGCAAGUUUCUCUCCAAAUCUGCAUACGAUAACACCAUAUCUCCUGGACCUCCGCUUCCUAGAUCACACCCCUCCAUCCCGCUGAUCUAUAAAUUCCACCUUGAAUGCAUGUCUCUUUACUCCUCUGCGCGUACGCUUGCUAUGACGCCAGGCUCCUCGUCCUCUAAUCCAGAGUCCAAUGCAGAAGUCUGCGUCGAGUUGCGCCGCUACCUUGCUGAUGCCUCGGCAUUUCAUGCAGCGCUUGCACAUAAGUGGCUUGGCGUUGAUGCAGGAGAGAGUGGAAUGCAGGAAAAGGGCGGGGAGGCAGUGGCAUGGUUAAUGUGGGCAAAGAAGGAGCUUGAAGAUUUGAAGGAGGGCGGGCUUGGUAUCGCAGUAGGACGGGACCGCGAGAAGCGAGGACGCAAAGGACGUGCCGCGGAUGAGUUGGAGAGCGUGUGCGUAUUUCUGAAACACUAUAAGAAAAUCAAUGAUUCGUUGACAUUUCAGCCUGUGCCUAAGCAGCAGGAAUUGCAAGCGCGGAUACCUACAGGUGUUUUGGCUGUGCAUGCGAGGCUUUACACACUUCCUUCCCCAGCAUUCGGACCUGGUUCUGUCCAAUAUUCACGUCUGCAGACGGAAGCACUAGUUCUAGAAGAGGAUAAUUCGUCUGGCGAUGAGGGACUUGCUAGCAGUGCCAGUCCACGCACGUAUGCUGGAGCUGGUUCGUACUUCUAA